Perkinsus marinus ATCC 50983 is the source of this 1140-nucleotide messenger RNA. RefSeq names its product mitoferrin-1, putative. The transcript has 8 exons. Lineage: Eukaryota; Perkinsozoa; Perkinsida; Perkinsidae. Gene Ontology annotation, cellular component: mitochondrial inner membrane. The coding region runs from base 1 to 1140 and encodes 379 amino acids. Gene Ontology annotation, molecular function: S-adenosyl-L-methionine transmembrane transporter activity. The record is from RefSeq and is a predicted model, not a curated record.
AUGAGCAAGAGCAGUGUUAGAAGCACCGGCGGCAUUGACGUUACGAAGAUCGCCCCUCUAGUGCCGCUCUCAAUCAAGGAGUGGGACGUGUGGUUUGAGAACGAUAAGCAGAUGACGUUGCCCAAGCUUCUUCUGUUGGGUGGCUCUAUGGCGGUCCAGAUGGGAGACGAUUCGACACUACCUACUACGAAACUCACUUCUGCGUCCUCUUUUAUCGCUGGAGCCACUGCUGGUCUGGUAUGCGAUGCUACUGUUUUCCCAAUGGACACCAUACGAGUUCGGCAACAGGCGAGACAUCGGCCUGCGUCGUCCGCCGUAGCAACAGAGAGUUUCGCUCGGCCGGACAGACCUGCACUGUCAAUGCCGCAACGUUACUCACUCAUAAGCGAAGCUGUGGCCAUCCUCAAACACGAGGGGGCUCGGGGUUUCUAUAAGGGCUUAUCGGUUGUGAUGCUCACGAGUUGCCCAGCCUUUGGGAUUUACUACUCCGCAUAUGAGCUCUCCAAGUCCAAGUUGCGACCAGCCACAGGUUGGUCCUCUGACGCCAUACACCUAGCAUCGGGCGCAAUCGCCAAUGUGUUUGGCAUGGUGAUAUGGACACCUCAGGAAGUCAUCAAAUCACAAACGCAAGUACAAGUGAAGACAGCAGUUAGCCCUCGCCAUAUCGUAAUUGACAUCUAUCGUGAGUACGGCAUUCGAGGCUUCUAUCGCGGCGUGGUGAUUGGCAGCUUGACGUGGACGCCACUGUCUGCUAUAUGGUUCAUGACCUACGAGCGACUCAAGCCGUUCAAUUUUGGCCGUGAUGAGCUCGCGAGGGAUGGAAGCGUCUCAGCUGCAUGGCUCGCUCUCUCGGGAUUCAUCGCGGGAGUUGUUGCCUGUACCACGACUUCCCCAAUCGAUGUGGUCAAGACACAGUACCAAGUGGCUGGGAGAGGGAUUGCAUCAUCAUCAUCAAGCCAGUUCACGUCGAGUCGAUCCUCGAGCAUUCGCGACAUAGCCAUAGCGCUGCUCCGGAAUGAGGGUGUCCGUGGUUUUUUUAGAGGAGUGUGUGCGAAGUCUUUAUGGUAUGGAACGUUCAUGGCUAUCAAUAUCACUGUCUAUGAUCGUGUUCGACUAUCUUUGCAAGGAUUCCAUACUUAG